AAAACAACGGUCUUCAUUACACUCGGGGUAAACAGGAGCAGCGCAAGCUGCUGCUGCCACUCAACCCAGAGCGAUGCUUUGGUUCAUGAACGUCCUAAACGUCGAAGAGGAAACUUUAAACCGCAGCAAACCUCUACAAAACGUAAAACACCCCGGUUUUCACAUGUCCAUCAAUGCUCAAUGACCAGUGAAGAACUGGAGCUGCUAAAGACUGGUGAAGUAUUCCCAGUAACAGGCUUCAAGAAAAAAGACAGCUGCAGUCAAGAUGGCUGACGCCCUCGUGCUUGUGCAACUAAAGGCCAACAGAAAUACAGCCAAGCGCCAGUUCUCCCGUCUGGCCAACAAUGUGCAAAGAAUGUACACGGUGAUGUCCGAAGAGGAACUCAAAGACAGUUUUAAAACACUAACAAUAGAAGCCAAUAAAGUUUUUGAAGCCAAUGACGAUGUGGAAGACCAGUAUGCUGCAGAAUCACAACUAGAGGGAGGCACGCUUACAGAGGAGCAGAGGGCAGAUUUGGAGAAGACAAAAAGUGAGUGUGAAAAUAGACUAGAUGAACUGAAAGGGAUAAUUCUGACAACUCUCUGGGCUAAAUAUGGAGAAGAGGAGUUAAAAAUGGUAGUAGAAACAGCAGAGUCAGAGGCAGUGCGAGUUGGAGCUAUUGAACCCAAUGAAGAUGAAGAAGGCUAUGAUUUCAUGGUAAAGCACCUGGGGAUGCUGGUCGGAAGAGCCAAAACUCUCCACACACAGUGGAAGAGCUGGGCCCCUUCUACAGACCAGAAGGACCUACAGUCUCGUGUGAGUGAUCUGGAACGAGCACUUCUGAAGGUAACUGCUAGAAAAGUGCAGUUCAUUCAAGUCAGGGUCAAAGACAGACUGAACCCGACCACCUUUGACUUCAGUGCAACACCAGCCAUAAAACUGAACACAUCCUUACUUCCCAAGUUUCUUGGCAGCAAAUGUGACUUCUACCACUGGAAGAAGGACUGGGAAGAACAGCAGGAACAAGGAGCAAGAGAAGUUAAAAAACACCAACUACUCAACAGCAUAGAUGACAGAACAGUAAGAGAUCUUCGCUUGUCAACCUGUACCAGUGCCAAUGACAUUUUCAGAGUUCUUCAUAAUCACUUUGGCAACAAGACCUGUGUGAAUGAAGAGACUUCUAAACCAAGGCAUGAUUCAACACAAAAUGGAACCACAGUGUCAUCCAGUCUUUCCCCAGGUUGUGUCAUCUGCGGGGAUAACAAGCAUAGUAAACGACUGUAUUUCUGCAAACGAUUCCAAGGACUCAAAAUAUCAGAGAAGAAAGAUGCUGUAAGAAAAUUGGGGGCAUGUAUAAAGUGCCUCGAUAUCCACAGUGAGCAUGACAAUUGCAAAGAAGAAUUUUUCUGUAAUCGAACAGAAUGCAGCAAAAGCAAAGAGCAUCACUUCCUGCUGUGUCCCAGACCUGUUCCAAAGACCAGGGUCAGUGCAGUUGGAGGUGACAGUAAUAAGAGUUACACAGAAGCCCAGAAAGAGUUUGUUAAAAAACUCCCUUCAGGACGUGCCAAAGAAAACAACCAUGUUUUUAGCAACUCCAUGACCAAAACCUCCAAUGCAACAAGCAACCAGUCUGCUGGAGAAUGGUUUGGAGGAGUUUCCCGUGAAAAUGAUGCUGCUCGAGGUAACGGCCAACGAUGGGUAAAAGAUUGGCAAGCUCACCGACCUGGCGCCAGAUACAAAUCAUAUAACUCACAGUCCAGCCAAAAACCUCAACCUCAAAAGUGAAGACAUCAUAUUUAUGGACCAUGUUAAUCCAGGUCUAUGCCUAAAAUGGUGCAUUCAAACUAUUGCUGUUAAUCUGCUACAGAAGUGACAAAAAACCCACAGUGGACUAUAUUCUGUCUUUGAAUGAAAUGCUAAAAUAUAUAGCAAAAACCUGUGGACUGAGGGAUCACACUUGCCAAAAAUAUUGCAAAGAGUUGUGGUUAAAACAAAUAUGAUUAAAACUACAUUUGAUGAAGAAUGUUUGCUAAAAUAUAAAAUACUGAAAGUUUGACUUGACUAUAAUACGUUAUGGUAAGA
Molecule: messenger RNA, 2062 nt
Organism: Periophthalmus magnuspinnatus
Lineage: Eukaryota; Metazoa; Chordata; Actinopteri; Gobiiformes; Gobiidae
Exons: 3
Coding region: 266-1765 (499 amino acids)
Source: RefSeq, a predicted model, not a curated record